AGUGACGAUAUCUGUGUUGUGAUGAUGGUGGGUUGAGGGUGUAGCCGUACCAUAAAAGGGCGAGGCGCAAUUGGUUGUUGGAAAGGUUGACGUUGUCACUCUGCUCUCUGAGGAAGGAGGAGAAGCUGGACAUGACGGCCUCUUCAGAUUCUUUUUUGGUCAUCGAGCCUGCGCAAUUGCGGUUUAAAGGACCCUUCAAAGAUGAAGUAUCAAGCAGCAGUCUGAAAAUUACAAACCACUCUGACAAAGCGAUAACAUUCAAGAUAAAGACCACGGCACCGAAGCGAUACUGCGUGAGGCCCAACCAAGGGAUUCUGAACCCAGGAGCCUCCACCAAUAUUGCAGUGAUGCUGCAGCCGUUCACCUACGACCCAGCCGAGAAGAACAAGCACAAGUUCAUGGUGCAGACCAUGUUCCUGCCCGAGGGGGAGCACUCCGACCUGGAGACGCUGUGGAAGAAUGCCAGUCCCGAACAAGUGAUGACGUCCAACAAGAUGCGCUGUGUUUUUGAGCAGCCGGCGGAUGUUCCCGAGGAGUCCCCUCUCAGGCCUCCUGAACCAGGCGACAUCAAGAAGGUGACCGAGGAGGUCAAACACCUGCGUGAAGAGAUCAGCAGCGUGAUGUCGGAGAAUCAGCAGCUCAUGGAGGAGGCCACGCGGUUGCGGCGCCAGCUGGCGAGCGGGGACGUGGCGAGCGUGGCGCCGCUGCCGCCGACCACCGCGCCGGCCGACCCCAUGAUGUACUACGUGCUGGCGCUGGUGCUGCUCUGCUGCGGUGUGCUGAUCGGCCGCGUGGUCAUGUAGCCGCCGGCCGAGGCGGUCCGGUCCCAGCACCGGCCCCAGCAGCGGCCGAGGUCGGACGCCCGCCGUGAAAGGCGCGCGCUCCGGC
Pollicipes pollicipes is the source of this 888-nucleotide messenger RNA. RefSeq names its product vesicle-associated membrane protein/synaptobrevin-binding protein. Gene Ontology annotation, cellular component: plasma membrane; endoplasmic reticulum membrane. The record is from RefSeq and is a predicted model, not a curated record. Gene Ontology annotation, molecular function: FFAT motif binding. Lineage: Eukaryota; Metazoa; Arthropoda; Thecostraca; Pollicipedomorpha; Pollicipedidae. Bases 132 to 803 code for a protein of 223 amino acids. The transcript is spliced from 6 exons. Gene Ontology annotation, biological process: endoplasmic reticulum membrane organization.